CAUUCAUCCCCUUCGCGCUUUGACUUGGCAGCGGCAGCGUAAUGCCCCUCAAGAAUCUCCUCAAGGAACGCUUUCGGAGCGCUAUUCAGUCCAUUCCACCAGGGCAGUGGAAGGCGCUAGUCACAGAUGCCCACUCACAGGCGCUAAUCGACUCGGUUUACACCAGCUACGACAUCCUCCAGCAGAAUGUGACAUCCGUAGAGCCACUACACUCGGCGCGGCAGCCCAUGUCCGUUGAUGGGCUGUAUAUCCUCACGCCCACCGCGCAGAAUGUGCAGCGUGUCAUCGCGGAUUUUGCCAACGGGCGCAGGACGUACAAGUCGGCGCACUUGUAUUUCAUUGACGGCAUCGACGAUCGGCUUGCGACAAAGCUCACAGAUACACUACACCCCAUGGGAGUGCUCAAGGCGUUUGUCGAGCUGUACUGCAAUGUCGAGCCAACCGAGGACCGUGUCUUCUCCAUGAAGACACCGUCAGCAUUCUUCUCGUUCUAUGGACAGUUGGGAGGACAGAUCUCGGCUGACUUCGCCAUGGAGGCGUUCCAAGAUGAUCUAGCCGUCACCAGUCGAACAAUCCUUAGCACACUCGCCACGCUCAACGAGAACCCCUACAUUCGCUACUACCAGCCCCAUCACCACGCACCACUGGGCCCGCUGUCAGAGCGUGGUGUCCAGUCCUCUCGCGCUCCCCCACCAGAACCAGACCAGAACCCAUCCAGCUUGCGGUGGCGCUCUGCUCUCGGAUCGAGAUCAUCACACAAGCCGCCAGUGGGCGACUACCUGAGCAAGAAGAUCGCCGUGCAGGUGCAGAGCGAUUUGGACGAGUACAUGACCAACAACCCCGAGUUCCCAGCGCCAUCUGAACGGCCGCGCGGCGUCUUGUUCAUCGUAGACCGCACGAUGGACCCAGCAGCACCACUCCUCCAUGAGUUCUGGUACCAGGCCAUGGUCAACGACCUGCUCAAGGUCGAGGACGGCACGCGGUACAAGUACAAGUACGAGAAUACGGUUGGCGCGAAGGAGACACGUGUGGCCAUUCUCGACGACAACGACGAGGUCUGGGUGUCGAUUCGCCAUCUGCACAUGAAGGACGCGAUUGACCGGCUCAUGACCGACUUUGGGCGGUUCGCACAGGAACACGCUGGCUUCAGAGGCAACGCCAACAACGUGCAGAUCAAUGACUUGAAAGACAUGCUUGCGAGUCUGCCUCAGUUCCAGCAGCAGCGAGACCAAUACUCGUUGCAUCUGGACAUGGCACAGGAGUGCAUGAACCUGUUCGAGCAAAACAAGCUCAACCUGACAGCCCAUGUUGAGCAGUGCUGCGCGACCGGGUUCACACCAGAGGGCAAGACGCCCAAGACGAUUGUCGAGGAGAUGGUGCCAUUACUGGACGACCGGGCAAUAAGCCAGCUGGACAAGGUGCGCAUCAUCGCCUUGUACAUCAUCUUCCGCGAGGGCGUCGCCGACGAGGACCGCCGGCGCUUGUACCAGCACGCGCGGCUGUCGAUCACGGAGCAGGACAUGAUUAACAACCUUGUGCACCUGGGUAUUAAAGUGGUGAAGGACAAGGAGAACCGUUUCCGAGGAGGACGUAUUCGCAACAAGUACUCGCCCAAGGACGACCAGUACGACCUGUCGCGCUACAAGCCCGUGGUGCAGAUCAUGGCCGAGGACCAGGCAAUCAACCGACUGGACCAGUCUGCGUUCCCCUACCUGCGCGACGCACCACAGGACUUGGCGCCCUCUGGGUCUCUGCGCGCGAGCCAGCCAGCAGCGCCCGUGAGCGCGGGCAACUCGCUCCGUUCCGCCCGUCCAACAUGGCACAAGGCGACGUCGGCGCGCCAGACGACCGACCACCAGCAGCGAUACAUUAUCUUUGUCGCGGGCGGUGUGACCUACUCGGAGAUCCGGCAAGCAUACACGCUCUCCGCCGCACUCGGCAAGGACAUCAUCAUCGGCUCGACACACAUCAUCACCCCCGAGAGCUACCUGAAGGACGUGCGGUCUCUCGGCCGCGGCGGCAUCGGUGGCAACCCACCAUGCGGGAUGCCGCAGCACGCGAAUGCGCCUGGAAGGCCCGACUGGCGCAACCCCUCCGAGCCGAUGCCGUACCAAGCCAUCUUGGACCAGCGGUACUGGGAGCCCGAAGUGGGCCCGCCUCCCAUGGCGCCGCCACCGCAGGCUGCGCCGCAGAAGCAGGGCGCGCUUAACGACGCGACGCGCGCAUUCUCGGACAUGAGUGUGUCGUCGCAGGCGUCCAAGAACUCGAAGCCAAAGGACGAGAAGGAGAAGAAGAAGCGCAACUUGUUCAAAAUGAAGUGGGACAAGUAGUCGUCGGUGUGCAUAUGCAUGGGAUAUUGGCUG
Messenger RNA from Cutaneotrichosporon oleaginosum, 2363 nucleotides. RefSeq lists its product as uncharacterized. Gene Ontology annotation, molecular function: syntaxin binding. Gene Ontology annotation, biological process: intracellular protein transport; vesicle-mediated transport. The record is from RefSeq and is a predicted model, not a curated record. Lineage: Eukaryota; Fungi; Basidiomycota; Tremellomycetes; Trichosporonales; Trichosporonaceae. Gene Ontology annotation, cellular component: plasma membrane; secretory granule.